Messenger RNA from Suncus etruscus (white-toothed pygmy shrew), 491 nucleotides. Its product is annotated as DNA-directed RNA polymerases I, II, and III subunit RPABC4. Gene Ontology annotation, molecular function: DNA-directed RNA polymerase activity; zinc ion binding; DNA binding. Gene Ontology annotation, cellular component: RNA polymerase II, core complex; RNA polymerase III complex; RNA polymerase I complex. The transcript has a single exon. Bases 110 to 286 code for a protein of 58 amino acids. NCBI's taxonomy places the organism in Eukaryota, Metazoa, Chordata, Mammalia, Eulipotyphla, Soricidae. The record is from RefSeq and is a predicted model, not a curated record. Gene Ontology annotation, biological process: DNA-templated transcription.
UGGCCGCGAGCGACCUAGCCUGGAGCCAGCGUCUGGAAGGUGGAGCGUGGAGGAGUUCCUCUCUGCUGCAAAGACCUGAGUUGCAACUUGGGGUUUGGAGGGACUAAGAAUGGACACCCAGAAAGAUGUUCAGCCUCCAAAGCAGCAACCGAUGAUCUACAUCUGUGGAGAGUGUCACACAGAAAAUGAAAUAAAGUCCAGGGAUCCAAUCAGAUGCAGAGAAUGUGGAUACAGAAUUAUGUACAAGAAAAGGACUAAACGAUUGGUGGUUUUUGAUGCUCGAUGAAACAUGGGAUUUAGAGGAUUAUCUUCAUUUACAUUUGAAUUUGCUGUUUUUAUCACAGUGUUAUAUAGUUUGUAGUUAAUAUACUUACUGUUAUGAACAGAAUUAUGAUUUUGUUUAUUUCCCUUAUAAAGACAUGUAAUCUUUAUAAAUAUAUUAGUCCUUUGAAUAAAGGAAUUAUUUUUGUUGGAAAAAAAAAAAAAAGAAA